Corylus avellana is the source of this 2343-nucleotide messenger RNA. NCBI's taxonomy places the organism in Eukaryota, Viridiplantae, Streptophyta, Magnoliopsida, Fagales, Betulaceae. The record is from RefSeq and is a predicted model, not a curated record.
AUGAAGAAAUUGGGUCACGACAAAGCUCUCAAACUCUUUAGUUGGCAUGCCUUCAAUACACAGAAACCUGAUAAUGAUUAUGGGGAAGUCACAAAAGCUGUGAAUAUUUUCCUUGACAUCGCGUGUUUCUUCAAAGGAAAGAAUGUAGAAUAUGUCAUAAAAAUACUCGAUAGUACUCAUGGUUUUCACUCAUAUAGUGGCAUUGAAGAGCUAAAGGAUAGGUGUCUCGUAACUCAGUCUAACAACAAAUCAUUGAAGAUGCAUAAUUUGAUUCAAGAAAUGGGUAGAGAAAUUGUUCGACAAGAAUCACUGAAUGAGCCUGGCAACCGUAGUAGAUUGUGGUUUCAUGAAGAUGUUCGUGAUGUCCUAGAAAGAGAUACGGGAACAAACAAAGUUGAAGGCAUUUUGAUACAUUUGCCUAAACCAGGCUUGAUACACUUAAGUCCCAACACCUUCAAGAAGAUGAAAAAGCUUCGAAUGUUUGAAAACCGCAAUGCAUGCUUUUCUGAAGAGCCGAAUUUUCUCUCUAAUGAGUUAAGAUUGCUUGAUUGGUAUAAAUAUCCUGGAGAAUCUUUGCCAUCCAAUUUUUGUGGAAAGAAUCUUGUUGUUUUAAGAAUGCGUCAUAGCCAACUCAAGGAUUUGGAGGGAGUCCAGAAUUUUCAAAACACGACAAUUAUGAAUUUCUCUCAUUGUAAAUUCCUACAAAAAAUUCAUGAUGUUUCAAGGAUUCCAAAUUUACAAAAGUUGAUUCUUACAGGUUGCACAAAUUUAAUUGAGGUUCAUCAUUCUGUUGGAUCCCAGGAUAAGCUCGUUAGUUUGAGACUUAAAGGAUGCUCUAAUCUUAUGAGUUUUCCGAGAAGCCUCAAGAUGAGAUCUCUCAAAUUUCUUUCGCUUCAGGGUUGCUUAAAGCUUAAGAAUUUUCCUGAAAUCCAGUGUCAAAUGGAAUGUUUAAAGAAAAUUGACUUUAGAAAAACUGGUAUAAAGGAACUGCCUUCAUCCAUUGGGUACCUCGUUGGGAUUAAAACCUUAAAUCUAAGCACUAGCGCAAAGCUUACGGAUCUUCCGGAUAGCAUUCAUAAGUUGCAACAUUUAGAAAUACUAAACAUUGGCGGGGGCUUGACUAGGACAAUAGGACUUAGAAACUUUCCAGAUGCAUAUCAUCUUGUUCUCCUACGUUGUUCGAAAGUUGCUGAGUUUUUUAAAGUAGAGGAGGAUACGAGGCAUUCCAUGCCCACGGUUGUAUCCAUGGAGGAAUCUGCCACUUCAUCAACACCAGAAUUACUCCAAUUGUCGCCUCUGACGGAUACAAGCGAUUCUAAUGAUGGUUGUUCCUCCAUACUAUUUCCGAAACUUCAAAUGUUGGCUUUUAUAAAUUGUGACCUCUCAGAAUCAAAUAUCUUUAGGACCUUUUAUUGGUUCUCCACAUUGACGAUUUUAGUAAUAGCAUACAGUGAUAUUGUUACCCUUCCUCCGUGCAUCAGAAGAUUUGUUAGAUUGAAGCACCUAUAUUUGAUAAAAUGCAAACAACUUCGAGAGAUUCUUGGACUUCCACCAAAUGUUGGAACGAUAUUUCCAGCAUUGAUUCUUGGAAACAAUGUCCUACCAGAAUCAGAUUUCUUAAUUCAACGUGAUUGCCCUUCUAGUUUAAAAGUUCUAAAACUACUUGGUAGUGCUAUUGUUAGCCUUCCGGUAUGGCUCAAUAGAUUUGCUGGAUUGGAGCAACUUUACUUGGGCGGUUGCAAGCAACUAAGAGAAAUUCCAGAACUUCCACCAACUCUUCAAAUGAUUGACUUGUUCGGUUGCCAUGGAUUGCAUGAAAAUAUAGGGGGACAACUUAAGGACCAUGAAUUUGGCUGUAUAUUUGUUGGAAACAAGAUUCCAGAUUGGUUCAACCACUGUAAAGAGGUUUCAAAUGCUAAUUCGUGUGAAAUUGAUAUCGAUGAGCCUGUACAUUUGGAUUUAGAGAAUACAAGAUUUUCUUUCUCUGCAGUCAUUGGAACAAAUGAUGUACAAGUUGAAGUACUUGUUUUGCAAAUUUGUGUUGAAGUCAUCAACAAUGGCCAACGAAUCAUUUAUCGUACGUUUACUUUCAUGCAUAAUUCAACCCGCUCAGAUAAUGUAUGGUUACAAUUCCUUGUUUCACACCGAUAUCAGCUAAAGAUGGAUAAUCUUCGAGUUAAAUUUACAUGCAAGGAUCAACAGUUCAAGUCUACAUGCAAGUAUAACAAUUUCAAGCCUUCAAAGUCAAUGUUCUUUAAGAGUUGUGGAUUCCACUUGGAACAUAUAUAUGAAGAGAAAGCGAUAGAUAUAAUUGAUGAUAUUCAACUCUCAAAGACGCUGUGA